This is a messenger RNA of Piliocolobus tephrosceles (Ugandan red Colobus), 2396 nucleotides long. It is a transcript of the gene TNFSF14, whose product is annotated as TNF superfamily member 14. Lineage: Eukaryota; Metazoa; Chordata; Mammalia; Primates; Cercopithecidae. Bases 126 to 848 code for a protein of 240 amino acids. Gene Ontology annotation, cellular component: membrane. The record is from RefSeq and is a predicted model, not a curated record. The transcript has 4 exons. Gene Ontology annotation, molecular function: tumor necrosis factor receptor binding. Gene Ontology annotation, biological process: immune response.
CAGCUCUAAAGGCAGCCUUCGGGUGUCUGUCCGCAGCGUGCGCAGCCCAGGAGGGUUGAGCAAUUUUGGUUUCCUCUGAGGUUGAAGGACCCAGGCGUGCCGGCCCCGCUCCAGGCACCUUGGGCAUGGAGGAGAGUGUCGUACGGCCCUCAGUGUUUGUGGUGGAUGGACAGACUGACAUCCCAUUCACGAGGCUGGGACGAAGCCGCCGGAGACAGACGUGCAGUGUGGCCCGGGUGGGUCUGGGUCUCUUGCUGUUGCUGAUGGGGGCCGGGCUGGCCACCCAAGGCUGGUUCCUUCUGCAGCUGCACUGGCGUCUGGGAGAGAUGGUCACCCGCCUGCCUGACGGACACGGAGGCUCCUGGGAGCAGCUGAUACAAGAGCGAAGGUCUCACCAGAUCAACCCAGCAGCGCAUCUCACAGGUGCCAACUCCAGCUUGACGGGCAGCGGGGGGCCGCUGCUAUGGGAGACCCAGCUGGGCUUGGCCUUCCUGAGGGGCCUCGACUACCACAAUGGGGCCCUUGUGGCCAACAAGGCUGGCUACUACUACAUCUACUCCAAGGUGCAGCUGGGCGGUGUAGGUUGCCCGCAGGACCUGGCCAGCACCAUCACCCACGGCCUCUACAAGCGCACGCCCCGCUACCCCGAGGAGCUGGAGCUGUUGGUCAGCCAGCAGUCACCCUGCGGACGGGCCACCAGCAACUCCCGCGUCUGGUGGGACAGCAGCUUCCUCGGUGGCGUGGUGCACCUGGAGGUUGGGGAGGAGGUGGUCGUCCGCGUGCUGGAUGAGCGCCUGGUCCGACUGCGUGAUGGCACCCGGUCUUACUUCGGGGCUUUCAUGGUGUGAAGGAAGGAGCAUGGUGCAUUGGACGUGGGUCUGACACAUGGAGAACUCAGAGGGUGCUUCAGGGGAAAGAAAACUCACGAAGCAGAGGCGGGGUGCAGUGGCUCACGCCUGUAAUCCCAACACUUUGAGAGGCCUAGGCAGGCGGAUCACCUGAAGUCAGGAGUUCCAGACCAGCCUGGCCAACAUGGCAAAACCCAUGUCUACUAAAAAUACAAAAAUUAGCCGGACAUGGUGGUGCCUGCCUGUAAUCCCAGCUACGCGGGAGGCUGAGGCAGGAGAAUUUUGCUUGAACCCGGGAGGCGGAGGUUGCAGUGAGCCGAGAUCGCACCACUGCACUCCAACCUGGGCAACAGAGCGAGACUUUGCCUCAAAAAAAGAAAGAAAAAAGAAAACUCAGGAAACAGAUCUUGGAGCACAUGCUAGGGAACCCAAAACUCGAAGGCGGAGAGUUCAGUGAGCAAUACCAGGGACCAAGAACUCAGCCAUCUCGAGGGGCUGAAGACCCAGCAGGCACCUUCAGAAGACCCACGUAGACUGCAGACCCUGCCAUGGACAAUACUAAGGACAAAGACCCAGAGACUUGGGGUCUGUGGGCUCCCAAACAUUGGGUAAAGUUGAUUUGCCUGAUAUUCAGGAAGAAGGGGUGAGGGGUGGGUAUUUAUGCUUUUGAUUCAGAAGAAAGUGGGACCUGGGACUCCGGGGACUUGGCUGGGGGUGGGAAAUUUCCUCCACUUCCCUCCUCUCAUCAUGAGAACAGACAGGGUGGGCGGGAGACUGAUCAUCAGGACUCAUCAUGGAGCGUCCAGCCCACCCCACCUACAGUCAGAGUCACAUACUCAGAUCCCACCCACAGACUGGUGGCCACACCUCAGCCUGGUCACAAAGAGUUACACUCGGAUAUGUGGGCACAGCAGUGUGCUCGUAAAUGUUUAACAACUAGCUGUCCUCGGAGGGGGAUAGCUUUGUAACGUUUGCCAAUUUCCAUGGUGCAAAUGCUGACACCGUGGCUGAUGUCAUCACUGCCAAGCAUAGACAUCCCUAAGAGGACACCACAGAUCUGUCCCUGGCAUCCAGCCCAGGACCUGGCACAAAGCAGGCCCCCGGGAAAUGCUUGCUGAUUGAAAGGAAGGAAGAAAGAAUGAGAAUGACUAUACAGUCACACCUAUGGCAUCCCACGAAAUCUGUCACAUGGCUGUGUAAUCUCAGGCAUUCUUUCACAAUUAUAGACUCAUACACACGAAGUGCCAGAUUCAUGCACAACCGCACAAUCACAUGGAAGUCAUAGACGGCAUCACAGACAGUCGCAGCACUGUGUGUGUGUUAAAACACAACCACACAAAACUCAGACAGCAUCCCAGCCACACAGCCACCCACAGAGGUGUCACCGUCACACUUGGUAAUUAAUACUCAUUAGAUCAGACACAGAGAAACCAAGUUAUAGUCAGACCUGGUUACACACACAUACACACACACAACACCACAAUGGCAAACACACAUGACACACACACAUCACAAUGACAAACACACAUUAUACACACAUCACAGUGA